Zingiber officinale is the source of this 1179-nucleotide messenger RNA. RefSeq lists its product as uncharacterized. The transcript has 2 exons. The record is from RefSeq and is a predicted model, not a curated record. The coding region runs from base 1 to 1179 and encodes 392 amino acids. Lineage: Eukaryota; Viridiplantae; Streptophyta; Magnoliopsida; Zingiberales; Zingiberaceae.
AUGCUCCAGGAAUUCUGGAGAAAUGAAUUGGCGGAAGAUGCGGAGGAUAUAGCUGAACGAAGAAUGCUCCAACUAUAUGAGCAGCGACAAACGGUAUGUCAAAGAGCUCAAAGUUCUUCCGGUAGAACACAGAGGAGAAGGUAUUUGAAUCGGGAUCUUGAAGUUGGACAUGCUUGUCUUUUCAAUGAUUACUUUUCUAAUGAUCCGGUAUAUCCUGAUGACAUAUUUCGACGUCGAUUUCGAAUGAAAAAAGAGUUAUUCCUUCGUAUAGUUGAUGCCGUGAAAAAUCAUUCCGAAUAUUUUCAAUGGAAGGUCGAUGCAGCGGGGAAAAAAGGUUUGUCACCACUUCAGAAAUGCACAGUGGCUAUUCGUCAAUUAGCGUAUGGAGCCCCUGCUGAUCAUUAUGAUGAGUAUCUACGGAUUGCUGAAACAACUGCCAUCCAAUGUUUAUUCAACUUUUACCGAUGUGUAAUUGAAGUGUUUAAGGCCCAAUAUUUAAGAAGACCUAAUGCUGCUGAUAUCCAACACUUGCUUGAAAUGCAUGAGCAGAGACAUGGUUUCCCUGGCAUGUUGGGCAGUCUUGAUUGUAUGCAUUGGCAAUGGAAAAAUUGCCCCGUCGCUUGGAAAGGGUCACGUAAUGAUAUCAAUGUGCUUAAUGAAUCACCGUUAUUCAACGACGUCUUACAAGGGAAUGCACCCGAGGUUAAUUUCACGAUUAAUAAUACACAAUAUACAAAAGGAUACUAUCUGACCGAUGAGAUCUAUCCAGAAUGGGCUACUUUCGUCAAGAGCUUUCCAUGUCCCCAGGAUCCCAAAAGAAAAAUAUUUAAGGAACGACAGGAGGCUGCGAGAAAGGAUGUCGAGAGGGCAUUUGGGGUGCUCCAAUCACGAUGGACAAUGAUAAAAGGUCCAGGACGAUUUUGGUACAAGGAUAAUUUGAAGGACAUCAUGUAUACAUGUAUUAUUUUGCACAACAUGAUUAUUGAGAAUGAGGGAGAUGCAGUAGUCAAUUGGUCGGAUGAUGAAGGAGAUUCUCAAUCACAAAUAUUUCAAGGCUCCACUCAAGAAUUCCAAGCAUAUAUCCGUAGAAAUUACGAGCUACGUGAUAAUCAACUACAUCAUCAACUUCGAGCCGACUUAGUUGAGUAUAUCUGGGCACGCUAUAAUUGUAAUCAGUGA